AUGCCAUACCCAGCUACCGCCACCCCGGGCGAGGGAGAAACAGGAACCGUGGCGCCCAUCCUUCCCUCGGCGCAGGCGCGCUCCUCACACACUCUCUCCACGCCCCAGCUUCAGCGUCUCGCCAACAGCGGCGAUGCGGGCGCACAAGUCGACCUGGGCGCUGCUUCCUCCUCCUCCUCCUUCGCAUCCACAUCCGCAUCGGCCGAGCCACCACGGCCGAAAAAGGUGGUGCAGCCCAAGGGGUGGCUCCACUUUGUCGCCGGUGGAGCAGGCGGCAUGUGCGGGGCUAUCAUCACUUCGCCGCUCGACGUCGUCAAAACACGCCUCCAGUCCGACCUGUAUCGACAACGCUCGGCGCAGAAGCAGCCAAUAUCGACGCAAUCCGCCGGCGUGCUUCAGAACCUGCGUACGCUGGCGUACCACUUUGUAGAGACGGGACAGCUGCUCAAGGAGAUCAGCACCACCGAAGGUCCACGUGCGCUGUUUCGCGGGCUUGGCCCCACGCUCGUCGGCGUCAUCCCCGCGCGCUCCAUCAACUUUUACACGUACGGCAACGGCAAGACGCUCAUCGCCGAGCGCUUCAACGGCGGCAACGAGACCUCGCUCGUCCACCUCUCCGCCGCAGCAUUGGCAGGUGUCGUCACGGCCACCGCCACCAACCCCAUCUGGGUCGUCAAGACGCGCCUACAGCUCGAUUCGCGUCGCAACGACAAGGCCUCCUCCUCAUCAACAACUCAGGCAGCACCACACAAGGUCGCACCAGCACGUGCGGCAGGUGCAGGCGUCGCACGCUUCUCCACCUUCUCCGCCGUGCACAGCAAGAAGGCGCUGGGCGCGUUUGGCGAGCCGGCCUUCUUUCAUGCAGCCAAGGCGUCUAGUGGGUCGAGCAUGAACUCGAUGCAGAUGACGCUGCACAUUGUGCGCAACGAGGGUCUCAAGGGCUUGUACAAGGGUAUGAGUGCCAGCUACCUCGGUGUUGCGGAAGGGACGAUCCAGUGGGUGCUGUACGAGCGCCUCAAAAAGAUGGGCACAUCCAACACCGACACCGCCGCAAAGGAGGGUAUGGGUGCCAAGCUGUCGAGCAUGGUCGGGGCGGCAGGUGUAGCCAAGCUCGUGGCGAGCCUCAUCACCUAUCCUCACGAAGUGGUGCGCACGCGAUUGCGACAGCAGGCCGAACCUGGCCAGCGACCAAAGUACACCGGCCUUGUACAGACCGUCAAGUUGGUUUACAGAGAAGAAGGGCUCGCUGCACUCUACGGCGGUCUCAGCGCACAUCUGCUGCGUGUCGUGCCCAACGCUGUGGUCAUGUUCAGCAUCUACGAGCUCACUCUCCGCCUAGCCACAAACACCGAACCCUAA
Molecule: messenger RNA, 1359 nt
Organism: Moesziomyces antarcticus
Lineage: Eukaryota; Fungi; Basidiomycota; Ustilaginomycetes; Ustilaginales; Ustilaginaceae
Product: mitochondrial carrier
Exons: 1
Coding region: 1-1359 (452 amino acids)
Biological process (GO): pyrimidine nucleotide import into mitochondrion
Cellular component (GO): mitochondrion
Molecular function (GO): pyrimidine nucleotide transmembrane transporter activity
Source: RefSeq, a predicted model, not a curated record